Molecule: messenger RNA, 641 nt
Organism: Vespa velutina
Lineage: Eukaryota; Metazoa; Arthropoda; Insecta; Hymenoptera; Vespidae
Exons: 2
Coding region: 79-582 (167 amino acids)
Source: RefSeq, a predicted model, not a curated record
CCUUACCGAACGUAGUUUACGUCGUUAGUAGAUCCUGACUUAGAGGAACAGUCUGUCGGCGACCUCCGGACGAGUAAAAUGGAAGAUAGCAGAGAAACACUCGAUCUAAACGAAGCAAUGAAAUCGUUACGAUGGAACAGACGAUUACUGAAAUAUCUUGGAAUAUGGCCCCUCGAGAUCUAUGAUCCACUUUUCCUCAUUAUUUUUAUUUAUCUUUUCCUCCAUUGUUCUUUGACAUUUGCCAAUUUAAUUUAUUAUAAUCAUAAAAACGAUCUCGCCGAAAUUAUCGUAAAUUUUACCGAAAAUGUUUUAUUCAUAAUGACACUCACAAAAAUAACGAUCUGCAGGAUGAAUAGAAAAUCGUUAGGACAAUUGCUCGUAGAAAUUGAAAACAAUUUCGUCGUUGAUGAUUAUAAUACAUUGGAGAAAAAAUUUAUUUUUAUGAAAUAUACUAAAUUGGCAAAAUAUUAUUUUGUAAUUGCAUUUACAUCGAUGGCCAUUGCUAUUGGAUUGUAUUACAUCUCCGGGAUGAUACCGAACGUAAAAAUCGGUAAUCGAUUCGAUUCAUUUCAUAAAAAAUAAUUUUAUUAAUGAAAGUAUGUAUAUGUUGUAUAUAUAUAUAUAUAUACUUACAUACAACA